Messenger RNA from Neoarius graeffei (lesser salmon catfish), 1718 nucleotides. RefSeq names its product AGBL carboxypeptidase 4 (gene agbl4). The record is from RefSeq and is a predicted model, not a curated record. Lineage: Eukaryota; Metazoa; Chordata; Actinopteri; Siluriformes; Ariidae. Gene Ontology annotation, biological process: proteolysis. Bases 1 to 1521 code for a protein of 506 amino acids. Gene Ontology annotation, molecular function: zinc ion binding; metallocarboxypeptidase activity. The transcript has 13 exons.
AUGUCCAGGGUGUACCCCGCCUCUCACCUGAAGUCAGAUGGCAUUGACUCACCUGCGACCCUGACGGAUAAGUGGCGUGGAUCAUACCGCAAUGAGACAGGAGGAGAUGAUGCUUUGCUGGGGAAUGUGAGCAAACUGACUGUGACUCCUCCAGGACACACAGGAGCAGCCAAAAAAGGACACCUUGUCUUUGAUGCCUGCUUUGAGAGUGGUAAUUUGGGGCGUGUAGACUACAUUAGCGAGUUUGAGUUUGACCUCUUCAUCCGACCUGACACAUGCAAUCCUCGCUUCAGAGUCUGGUUUAACUUUACUGUUGAGCAUGUCCGGGAGACACAGAGAGUAAUCUUUAACAUUGUGAACUUCAGUAAGACCAAGAGCUUGUACCGAGACGGGAUGGCUCCAGUGGUGAAGUCUACUAGCCGGCCUAAAUGGCAAAGACUGCCAGCCAAGAAUGUGUAUUAUUACCGGUGCCCGGACCAUCGGAGAAACUAUGUGAUGUCCUUCGCCUUCUGUUUCGACCGCGAGGAUGACGUGUACCAGUUUGCCUACUGUUACCCCUACACCUACUCACGCCUUCAGCACUAUCUGUCCAGCCUUGAGCAAAGAAACCUAGGCUACCUAAAGAGAGAGCAGCUGGGUCUCAGCGUGCAACAGCGAAAGUUGGACCUCCUCACCAUCACGAACCCAGCUAACCUGAGCCCAGAGCAAGAGAAACGUGUGGUUUUCCUCACAGCACGUGUUCACCCAGGAGAAUCACCUGCUUCUUUCAUCUGCCAGGGUGUGAUCGAUUUCCUGGUGAGCCAGCACCCUGUGGCACAAGUCCUGCGUGAUCAUGUGGUCUUUAAAAUCGUUCCCAUGCUCAACCCUGAUGGUGUGUACCUGGGCAACUACAGGUGCUCUCUGAUGGGUUUUGACCUGAACCGCCAUUGGCAGGACCCAUCCCAGUGGGCUCAUCCCACUCUGCAUGCUGUCAAACAACUCAUCAUCCAAAUGAACCAAGAUCCUAAAGUGAGUCUGGAGUUCUACAUUGACGUACAUGCUCACUCCACCAUGAUGAAUGGCUUCAUGUAUGGCAACGUGUUUGAGGAGGAGGAGCGCGUGCAGAGACAGGCUGUCUUCCCGCGCCUACUGUGCCACAACGCACCCGAUUUCUCUCUCUCUAGUACAUCAUUCAAUCGUGACGUGGUUAAAGCAGGGACGGGACGACGCUUCCUUGGAGGCCUCCUUGAUGACACGUCCUACUGCUACACUCUGGAGGUUUCCUUCUACAGCUUUCUGACUGCAGGCAGCACCACGCCUAUCCCAUACACAGAGGACAGCUAUAUGAAACUGGGUAAAAAUGUGGCCCGGACUUUUCUGGAUUAUUAUAAACUAAACAAUCUGAUUGAUGAGAAUAAAUUAACAAGUCAAUUUAGCAGUCUGGGUGCUGCGGCUGCUGGUCAUCAGGGGAGUAACACUCGAAAAGGAAAAAAUCAACAUUGGGACAAAAAUGAAAGAAGAUUCCAAGGAGUCAGAGACUAGUGAAGUAAAAUGUCAUGGAAGUUCCCAAUCAUGAUUACUCAUUGCUUCCCUGACACUGAAGAAAGGGGAUUUAAUUUACAAUCAGUUUCAGGGCUGCACAAUAACUCACCUGUUAUCAUCAAUGUUCUGAAAUCUCUACACAGUGCUCUGGUAUUGACUGUUGUAACUUCAACUAUUUGUUUUCAGUGGUUUCUGCU